AUGGCUGUCGUUCCUGAGAGCAGAGUUCUAAGUUUUAGCGUGUUCAAAUGGAGCUCUUACUCCUCUUCAUAUUUACCCGAGAAUAUCUUGGUGGACAAACCUAACGAUCAGUCUUCCAGGUGGUCUUCGGAGAGCAACUACCCUCCUCAGUUUUUAAUCUUGAAAAUGGAAAGGCCGGCUAUUGCUCAGAGCAUCACCUUUGGAAAGUAUGAAAAGACUCAUGUCUGCAACCUGAAGAAGUUUAAAGUCUUUGGUGGGAUGAGUGAAGAGAACAUGACAGAACUUUUGUCCAGUGGCCUUAAGAAUGACUACAACAAGGAAACAUUCACCUUAAAGUACAAGAUUGAUGAGCAGAUGUUUCCCUGCAGAUUUGUCAAAAUAGUUCCUCUGAUGUCCUGGGGUCCUAGUUUCAAUUUUAGCAUCUGGUACAUUGAGCUGCAUGGUGUUGAAGAUCCUGAUGUGGUGCAACCCUGUCUUAACUGGUAUAGCAAGUACAGAGAACAGGAAGCCAUUCGCCUUUGCCUCAAGCACUUCAGGCAGCAUAACUACACAGAGGCCUUUGAGUCGCUCCAGAAAAAAACUCGGAUAGCACUAGAGCAUCCCAUGCUCACUCACUUACAUGACCGGCUGGUGCUGCAAGGAGACUUUGAUGCCUGUGAGGAACUCAUUGACAAAGCUGUGAGAGAUGGCUUAUUUAAUCAGUAUAUCAGCCAGCAGGAGUACAAGCCGAGGUGGAGUCAGAUCAUUCCGAAAUGCAACAAAGGGACAAGUGUCCCAGAAAUCAACCGAGAUGACAUGAGCGGUGACAGCGAUGACAACAGACCAGGAAUGAGAGGAGGACAUCAAAUGGUCAUUGACGUUCAGACUGAGACAGUGUACCUGUUUGGGGGCUGGGAUGGCACACAAGACCUGGCUGACUUCUGGGCUUACAGUGUUCAAGAGAACCAGUGGGCUUGCAUCUCCAGAGACACUGAGAAAGAGAAUGGGCCAAGUGCCCGUUCCUGCCACAAGAUGUGCGUUGACUCUCAGCGGCGUCAAAUCUACACACUAGGCCGAUACCUGGACUCCAGCGUCAGGAACAGCAAGUCUUUGAAGAGCGACUUUUACUGCUAUGACAUUGACGCAAACACCUGGACACUUCUCAGCGAGGACACGUCUGCUGACGGAGGGCCAAAGUUGGUGUUUGACCACCAGAUGUGCAUGGACUCAGAGAAGCACAUGAUCCACACAUUCGGUGGUCGGAUUCUGACAUGUAAUGGCAGUGUGGAGGACAGCCGGACAUCAGAACCUCAGUUCAGUGGCCUGUAUGCCUACCAUUGCCAGGAAGGAACAUGGAACCUCCUGCGGGAAGACUCGUGUAACGCUGGGCCAGAAGAUAUCCAGUCCCGGAUCGGACAUUGCAUGCUCUUCCACACUAGAAACCGCUGUCUGUAUGUGUUCGGAGGUCAGAGGUCAAAGACUUACCUCAAUGAUUUCUUUAGCUAUGAUGUGGACGGGGAUCAUGUAGAGAUCAUAUCUGAUGGCACCAAGAAGGACUCUGGCAUGGUGCCAAUGACAGGCUUUACCCAGAGGGCCACCAUCGACCCCGACCUCAAUGAGAUCCAUGUUCUCUCGGGCCUCAGUAAAGACAAGGACAAACGUGAGGAGAAUGUUCGCAACUCUUUCUGGAUCUAUGACAUCGCCCGCAACAACUGGUCAUGUGUGUAUAAGAACGAUCAGGCAGUGAAAGAAAACCAGAGCAAGGCUCUGCAGGAGGAUGAGCCGUGCCCACGCUUUGCACAUCAGCUUGUAUAUGAUGAGAUGCACAAGGUGCAUUACCUGUUUGGUGGAAACCCUGGGAAGUCCUGUUCUCCUAAAAUGCGAUUGGACGACUUCUGGUCCCUCAAGCUGUGUCGGCCUUCUAAGGAGUAUCUGCUCCGUCACUGCAGAUACCUCAUCAGGAAAUACAGGUUUGAGGAGAAAGCCCAGUCAGAGCCCCUAACUGCACUGAAAUAUCUUCAAAAUGAUCUGUCGCUUACUGUGGACCACACAGACCCUGAUGAGACCAAAGAGUUUCAGCUCCUGCCCUCAGCUCUCUUCAAGUGUGGCUCUGACUUCAUCCCUCUGGGUUUCUCAGAUGUGGACCAGACAUACGCUCAGCGGACUCAGCUCUUUGAUAUGCUUGUCAACUUUUUCCCGGAUAGUAUGACCCCACCCAAGGGCAACCUGGUAGACCUGAUCACCCUCUAACCCCUCCUGCCUCUGACACGCCCCUCCGUACCCCUCAUCACCCACUGGACUGACUGAACCCCACCCAUGCACCUGAUGGGACAGAGGAAACACAGACCUGUUAUUUUUCUAUUCCUGAACUUUGCUUGUGGGAGUAAACUUGAUGUGGAUCAUCCCCAUCUCUAACACACUGACUUGCUGCUGUCAGGCUGCAUUAAUGCUGGUGAUGGUUAUAAACACACACACACAUUAUAUAUAAGCAGACUUCCACGAUAGCUUGAAGUGUGUUUUUCCAGUUUCACUUGAAUAUUUCUGCCAUUUUUUUCCACGUACUCAAAGCCCAUUAUAAUCAAACAUAGCCAAAACAGUUUUUGUCUGACUUGGUUUUUUGUUCCCAGAAAAGUUUUGACCAAAUAGGGUAUUUCCACUCAUUUGUUUUUAGUCAUGUUUCUUUGAAUGUUCCUCCUGAAAGGGAUAAAUCAAAGAAAAAUUAAAACUCACUCAUUAUCUAGUCACCACGAUGCCGAUGGAGGGGUGGGUGAAGUUUUGAUUCCACAAAACACUUCUGGAGUUUCAGGGGUAAACAGCAUUGCAGCCAUAUCCAAUACAAUUGUAGUAAAUGAUGACCACUUCUUCAAAUAGAAAACAACUUAAAAUGCCUCCAUCCUGCUCCUGUGGUGUCAUCUAAAUGUCCGUUAGACCCAACAUCCACAUUUUAAUUGAAAGGGCAUAAUUUAUGCUCCUCUGGAGCCGCAUUUCCACAAACACACACUGCACACAAGCUCUCGGCCAAGGGUGCCUACGGUAGCAUUGCUAGUUCAGUUAGCAUUGGCACUUCCGGUAGCAAACAUUUUGACACCACAGAACAAUAUUUAGGCAUUUUAGGGUUUUUUUCUGUUGUUUUUUACAUUUGAAGAGGUCAGUCGACUUACUUAAAUUGUAUUGGCAACGCGGUUUAUCCCUGAAACUGUUUUGUGGACUCAAACACCUUAGUUUUUAUUUUUCGGUGAACUAUACCUGUAGGCUUUAUGUGCUAAAGCAUAAGAUGAUUUAUGUUCAGGCCAGUUGUAAAGUCAAGAAACCAUUUAAAUUCAAAUUCAUGGGUGUUUAAUUCAUUUUAAGACGGGACAGAAAACAUUUAAAAGGAAAUAAUUUUAUUUAUUUAAUCUUACUUAAUGUCAGCUCUCAUUUUCAUGAUUUGGUUAGCUUCGAUUUCUGUAACACAUGCCCCCAUUUAUAACAGAGAGACUGAUGAGAUGCAUCAAAGUAUUGUUUGAACAAAAUUGGACUGGUUCUAAGAGAUAAAGUUUAAUAUAUAUUUAAAUAUACAUUUAUAUUGGUUCUGGGUGUUUUCCUUGUAAAAUUUCUGUUCUCAGUCAUUCAUGGACUCAACUAUUAGAUGUCUAAUGUUGUACAAAAUAUGUAAAUAUACAUGUAAGAUUAUUUUCAAAGAUUCUUGGAUUUAACAGAUCCUAUGCUGGUUCAUGCUCUUCCUCGUCCCUCUUAAUCAUAAACUGCGUCUGCAUACAGUUACCUCCAGGUUCUAUAUGUAAUAUCUAUACUUACUCAUCGGGAAGAAUUUCAAAUAACUGGUAUGUGAGUUUUGAUGAAAUAGUGGUAAUAGGGCGAGAAGGUGUUUUAAGGUCUGUUUGGUGUGUUGACAUGUUUGUUCUGUAUGAUAAAGAUGUUUGUAUUAUUUGUCUCUCCAGCGGCGACAGGCAGUGACCACUGUGAACAUGAUAUCUAAAGAAAAACUUGAGGGUGUAUUUUCUUCAAGUGUGGUACAAAAUAUUCACUUGGACUCGAGGAUGACCGAUUAGAUUUUGCUAGUCAAAGGUCAAGGUCUCGGUGGCCUCACUAAAACACCUUUGUGGUUUUGGAACGCAACAUCUCAGGAACACCUUGAGGGAAUUUCUUAAAAUUUGGUACAAAUGUUCUCUUGUAGUCAAGGAUGAAUGAUUAUCUUUUAGUGGUCAAAGGUCACGGUGAGCUCAUGACUUGUGAAUGUGAUAUAUCAAGAACACCCAUAGGCAAAUUCAUUACAUUUUGCUCAAACAUUCACUUUGACUCAAGGAUGAGUAAAAAACUUUUUUGCCUUGUGAAUGCAUUAUCUGAAGAAUACCUUGAGGCUCUCUUUUUUAAUUUAGAGCAGAAGUUCACUUAGACUCACACAUUAAUUCAUAAGUCUUUGGUCCCCAAAGAUCAAGGUCACAGUGGCCUCUAAAACAUGAUAUUGCAAAUCUCUUGAAGGAAUUUCUUCAAAUUUCAAACAUUUGUCACCUGGAAUCAAAAAUCUACUAAUCAGAUGUCAGUGGGCAAAAGUAACAAUGACUUGUAUGAGUCUGGAAAAAGAAAAGUAUGUAGAUUGAACUACUCUGGGUGAUGGAGCCAUACAACCACAAUGUGGAAAUUCUAGGUGGUUUUUUUCUUCUUCAAAUCCCUGCUGUCUAAAAAAAAAUGUAAUGUACAACCGGCCUAACUCAUCUGCUGGCUGAUAAACUCAAAAUCCCCCAUGUUUUCUGUGCAUACACAAAGCAUGUUUUAACUCACGCAAUUUAUUUGACAUCUGAAAGGAGGUACUGUAUACUUUACUAAAACUCUGCUGGGCUCCCACUCCUCAGUUUCAAAAGACAGCUGUCUCCCACUUGUCCAAUGGAAAUAAAUCAAGUAUCAUGGUGUAAUUUUUAGAAAUAAUAAAUAGACUGCAGAAAACCAUGUUGGCUCAGUGAUUUCUGCAUAAAGGGACGAAAAGCAAACAUAAUCUGCUAACAUGGAGUGUGCUCAGUCCUUUGGACACAAGAAAGACUGAGCAGGCAGCCUGUUCUGUGUGCUGAAGGAAUAAACUUAAACCAGCAAGUUGCUAACAGCUGAUCAUACAGUAAGCCAGAAACUGAAUACCUGAGUCCCUUUUUCACAUUUUUUUUUAAAUGUGUCAGUCAGUGCCUCUCCAGAGAAGCUUAGCUAAACAGCUUGGAGCUAGCAGUAUUCAUGUAACCAACAAAAUAAUAAAAAAGAAGCAGGUCUGAAGUGAAA
Messenger RNA from Limanda limanda (common dab), 5241 nucleotides. It is a transcript of the gene mkln1, whose product is annotated as muskelin 1, intracellular mediator containing kelch motifs. Gene Ontology annotation, molecular function: protein binding. The coding region runs from base 1 to 2229 and encodes 742 amino acids. The transcript has 18 exons. Gene Ontology annotation, cellular component: cytoplasm. The record is from RefSeq and is a predicted model, not a curated record. NCBI's taxonomy places the organism in Eukaryota, Metazoa, Chordata, Actinopteri, Pleuronectiformes, Pleuronectidae.